Molecule: messenger RNA, 923 nt
Organism: Geodia barretti
Lineage: Eukaryota; Metazoa; Porifera; Demospongiae; Tetractinellida; Geodiidae
Source: the annotation of a GenBank genome assembly
AUGCGCAUCUACGCGAAACCAGUCUGUUCUACGUGUAGAGAGAUGAGGACUCCUCUGGUAAUUGGUGCAGUCGUCUUCUGCUGUCUGGCAGGACUACAGGAGGUCUCAGGUCGCAGGGACUUGGCCGCGUACUGCGGAGCCUGCAAGGCGGUGGUGGACGAACUCAGCUACGAGGUGGACAAGGUGGACCCCAAGAAGACCAUCCAGACUGGGAGCUACAGAGUUGACUCCAGUGGGAAGCAAUCGGCCAAGUCCAGGAGGUAUGCAGGUAGUGAGACACACAUGACAGAGCUCCUGGAGACUGUCUGUGAGAAGAUGAGAGACUACGGGACCACCACCGACCCUGCUACCGGUCACCGUGGUUACACCAGGAUCAACACUCGGCCGGGGGAGUCCCUGACAAUUACCAACGUCAACCUCAGUAGUGGGGGCUCAGAGGAACUUACAAACGCUUGUCACUAUGUUGUUGGGGAACAUGAAGAGGUCAUUAUUGACCUCUAUGGAGAUGGGCUCACUCAGAAAGAGGUUGAAAAUGAGCUGUGUUAUGAGGUCACAGGUUAUUGUGCUGAGUAUGAACACACUGAGCUUUGAACUACUUUCACUUUCUGCUAAAUUUUAACUUGAACUUUUUUCAGUCAAUUUUUAGGUCUUUUAUGAAUCAAAAACUGGCAACAUAAUGACAACAGAAUACUUGUUGUAUUAAAUCUAGUGAGCCAUUUGUUCGUCUAGUGAUGCGGCGAGCCACUGUGGGUGGCAGGCACUGAUGUUGUCCACAAUGGAGUUCAGUAGGAAACAGACGUUGCGGAUCCUGCCAUCCCAAACCACCAUCAUCUCCUGCUUCUUGAAGUAGACAAUUCCAUCAAUUUGGUCUAUGGUGCCACUCAUCCUCCCCUCGGAUAUCAUCCGAGCUGCCACUUUCUCUG